This is a messenger RNA of Labrus bergylta (ballan wrasse), 2590 nucleotides long. Its product is annotated as E3 ubiquitin-protein ligase MARCHF9-like. The record is from RefSeq and is a predicted model, not a curated record. NCBI's taxonomy places the organism in Eukaryota, Metazoa, Chordata, Actinopteri, Labriformes, Labridae. Gene Ontology annotation, molecular function: zinc ion binding; ubiquitin-protein transferase activity. Gene Ontology annotation, biological process: protein ubiquitination.
UUCAGACUGUGUGGGGAUGGGGUUCGUUUCUGCUCCUCUCUGCAGCACAGAGGGAGGUUGCUGCUUCAAUGUUAUUCUUCAGCCUGUAAACAUACAGAUACAGAAGUCAGUGUUGGAGCUCACGCACCAAAACAACAACGAGUGAAAAUCUACCUGCAGACCCUGCAGUCUUUGCUUCGCGACAGUCUGCCAUGAUGUGAAGUAUUAGUGAAGAUGUGAUGAUGACUAUGAUGACGACGAUGGUGAUAACGGAUGAUGAAGUGUGGCUGUAUUUAAAAAAUCCCGAAGGAAUGGACAUUUUAUCACACUGUCGGCACAUUUUCUUCAGGAAACCAUAUCAGUGAUUUAUGGCGUAAAGGUGGAAACAAGAAAAACGAGACUUCGCUAGUUGUCGUGGAAUAUAUGUAUUUUGGAGCUCAUGAUAAUAUUUUUUUAAUUUUUCCUAGCCAUCUCGUAAAUUUAAUGUUGCUGAUUUUGUUUUACUUUUGGAGAGGUUGUCGGACCUUCUUCUGGCGGGAAGGGGUGGGACGAAAUCUGUCUGAUCUACCUUCUUCACGAAGAAGAAGAAUCAGAAACUGGCGAAAACUGAUGGAUGCCACUGUAAGACAACAAGGGAUGCUUGCUUUUCACAACGAGAAAUUCCACUUUCCUUUUAAGGUAAAUAAGAAACUCAAGUAGCCUAAAAAUCGUCCUGGGCUGAUUGUCAAUCCCCUCCUCAGGUAUACCUACCUGUAGCGUCUGUUUUAUCCGAAAGAAGAAAGGACACACUCGAAAGAAAAUGUUGGCAUGUUGAAGUUUCUGUUGGACACCUGAGACUUUAAUGUUGGUGCCUCGCACUUUAUGAUUCACAGCCUCCAUUAAAUUCCGAUAAAAAAGUCUCUAUGAAAAAUAAACCCUCCCUAUUGGCUGGACAGAGCUGCACAUGCUAUAAAGACAGGAUAUGCAAAGAGCUAUGGGCUGAUCUAAAAGCCUAUCAUGGUACUCGCAUGCUUUGUUGACCGAUACCUGCACAUAAUUUAUUAUGCUAUAUGAACUGGAGGGGAAUGGUUCAGGGGCCAUGCAACAUAAAAUAAUAAUGAACGUAAUAAACAUCAUGAACAUUAAAAUGAUUAAUGAUGGACCUGAUACAGUCACGUUGAAGGCUGUCUCUUGGAGAAGUUGUUCCCAUGUAAGCUGCUAAAGAAUGUUUAAGUAUCAGAUCCGGAUGUUUUUCAAUGAAAUCAAAGUGCUGGUACUGAUGCAAUCCGGAUCUACAAGGAGGACUGACACAGGCACAGACCCGGACACACAGACCAGGAUGAGAGGGCUAGCUGUGGGGAGCUGUGGUUGUUCCCCCCUGAACUGCUCUCGACUGGACGAUGAGGAAGAGUACUAUGGCUCUGACCCCCGGCCACACAGCUUGGCUUUUGAGGAAGGAACCACAUCUCAGGGACCAGGAGAAGGACCGGGAGGAGGAGGCGGCCUGGAAGCAGCUUCCCUCCCCAGUCUGUCAGAGUGUGGGAUGCGAUCCUUGCAGUGCCGGAUCUGCUUCCAGGGGCCAGAGAAGGGGGAGCUGUUGAGCCCUUGUCGCUGUGACGGCUCUGUGCGCUGCACUCACCAGUCCUGCCUUAUUCGCUGGAUCAGUGAGAGAGGCUCCUGGAGCUGUGAGCUCUGCUUCUUUAAUUAUCAUGUCCUGGCCAUCAGCACCAAAAAGCCCCUGCAGUGGCAGGCCAUUUCUCUGACUGGGAUUGAGAAGGUUCAGAUUGCAUCCAUCAUCCUGGGCUCUUUGUUCCUCAUGGCCAGUGUCUCCUGGUUAGUGUGGUCGUCCCUCAGUCCUUCAGCCAAAUGGCAGCGCCAGGACCUUCUCUUCCAGAUCUGCUAUGGCAUGUACGGCUUCAUGGACAUAGUUUGCAUAGGCCUUAUAAUCCAUGAAGGAUUGUCUGUUUACCGGAUCUUUAAGCGCUGGCAGGCAGUGAACCAGCAGUGGAAAGUGCUGAAUUAUGAGAAAGCGAAGGAUUUAGGUGACCCAGUCAGCUCCAGCAGUCCAACAGGUGCUGGUGGUGUUGAGAGAAACAGCGUCACAGACAGCAGCCAGAGGACGAGUCGACAUGUCAGGACUAUUCUCAAUCACCACUGUGGCUACACCAUUCUGCACAUCCUCAGCCAGUUAAGACCCAACAACCUGCACAGUGCCAACCAAGAGGUGGUCAUGAGGGUAACCACUGUAUGAGGCCAGCUUACACAGACAAAAGUACUCCAAUACAAAAGAAGGGGAUCAAAGUGUUGAUUGGGAUUUAUUAAAAAAUAAUCCUAAUCUGCCACAUUAACACUGCCAAUACACUUCUAGUCUCAAUUGUUUUUUUGCAUAAUAUCCCUGAACUAUAAGUGGACAAUAAAAAAAUGUUUGCUGGGAUUUGGGUAAAGGUGGAACUCUGUUGUUUUUAAAGACAGAGACAAAACAUGACAAUGAGAAAAAAAAACACUUUAAUUUUAAGAUUUUGUUAUUUGACUGUUUUUUUACCACCAAGAAAAGUUUUACAACAUGUGAUGAGCUGUUGUCAAUCCUUGUCAUGUUGCACCAGAAAUCUGGUGUUUUUUUUUACUUUAAGUU